This is a messenger RNA of Aspergillus piperis CBS 112811, 875 nucleotides long. RefSeq names its product terpenoid synthase. Gene Ontology annotation, molecular function: carbon-oxygen lyase activity, acting on phosphates. The transcript has a single exon. Bases 170 to 811 code for a protein of 213 amino acids. The record is from RefSeq and is a predicted model, not a curated record. NCBI's taxonomy places the organism in Eukaryota, Fungi, Ascomycota, Eurotiomycetes, Eurotiales, Aspergillaceae.
UAUGUGCUAGUGUUGGGUAAAUAAUGCCAGGAUUCUGCAUGCAUAUGCAUGAAACAAGGAGGAAACGCAGGACCACGCACCCGACUUCCUGGGUAGCCCAGACUUCCUCCUGUGUGACAUACGGCGGUUCUGGCGCUGUAUACCUGUGCUGGACGAUCUGGGACACACGAUGAUGGAUUCUAUCGCCCAGUACCGCCAACAGUUGGUGCAGCUCAGCAGCACGGUUGCAGAGGUGUCCGAAGAGCCAUCCACUAUGUUUUCUUUGUUGACCAGCGUUUUUGAGGAAUUCGACAGGGAGUUCCCAACUGCGUGUGCCAACAAGCUGUUUGCAAGCGUAGUGAAUUCGCUGUCCAGCCUGGAGCUGGAGUAUGGCCAGUCGGCAAUAUUCUCGUCCGUCGUCUCACCAACAUUUCCCAAGUAUUUUCGAAACAUGUAUGGCAGUUCAGAGGCAUAUGUCUACUUUCUCCUACCCCACGAAGUCAGCAGUAUGUCGCGACUCAAGCGCCUGUUACAGGCAGCGCCCGAAUUGCUGGACAACACCGAUGAGAUCAAUGAUUUGUUCUCGUUCUAUAAGGAGUCAGUGGUGGGUUUGGAGCGGGAGACGUUUGUCUAUCAAAAGGCCCGCGUUGAUGGGUCAUCUGCGUACCAGACCUUGCAAAUGCUGAGUGGCGAAAUCCUACGCCGCGAGAGAUUGAUUCAAAGCAUUCUUCAGUCUGAUCCAGUACUCGCACACCUGGCCUCGAUGUAUAUCCGCGGCCAGAUCGCAUGUUAUCUCUCCUCGGAAAGGUUGAGGCCUUCGGAGCUGGCGUGAAAAGCUUGAGCAGGGUCCUUGAAGGGGUGAGUUUGACCAGAAGAAAACAAUCCAUCAAUUUCUA